GCGGCGAGGCUGCAGCAUGUCGCUGCCCGAGCCCCUGAGGAGGCGGCUGGGCUCCUUCAGCCGCAGCGUCUUCACCGACAGCCAGGGCGCUGGCGGCCCGCGGCGCCCGGCCGAGCACGCAGGUAAUGAAAUCCUUUCCAGUUUGCCACUGCAGAUGGCCCUCUACUUCAAUGUUUAUUACUUCCCUUUCUGGUGGCUCAGCACAGUGGUAAUGCUCUGCCUGAAGUAUCAAGCCUUGCCAGAUUACUGCAAGUUCAUCCUGGUCACAGUUGUGCUCCUGGGCUCUCUGGUAGAGGCCAUCCGGCUCUACCUGGGCUACAUGGGCAAUCUGCAGGAGAAGGUGCCUGAGCUGGCUGGGUUUUGGCUUCUCAGUCUCCUCCUGCAGCUGCCUCUCAUUCUCUUCCUGUUCUUCCAUGAAGACCUGAAGAACCAGCCCCUGGAGCGUGCCCUCCAUGGCAUCUUUGCCCUCUUCCUUAUCUUCCAAGUCCUCACCACCUUUGUCACCCUGAAGAGAAUGGUGAACAAGCUGACAGCUCAGUUCCGCCUGGUGGAGUUUGACCUGCUGGAGGAGCAGCCUGGGCCUGCUCCUUCCGGCCUGGCCAGAGCAAGCAGAGCAGCUCCCCUGGGUGGUAGGGGCCCCAGUGCUGGCUGGGCAUCACAGACCUGAGGGCUUGAGGAGCCAACACACAGAGGCCUCCUGCUGCUGUGUUUUGUUGGGU
Dryobates pubescens (Downy woodpecker) is the source of this 719-nucleotide messenger RNA. It is a transcript of the gene TMEM17, whose product is annotated as transmembrane protein 17. Bases 17 to 667 code for a protein of 216 amino acids. The transcript is spliced from 4 exons. NCBI's taxonomy places the organism in Eukaryota, Metazoa, Chordata, Aves, Piciformes, Picidae. The record is from RefSeq and is a predicted model, not a curated record. Gene Ontology annotation, biological process: non-motile cilium assembly. Gene Ontology annotation, cellular component: ciliary transition zone.